GGACUGUUGUCCCGGCAUAGGCUAGCGCGCAUGUGCAGUUGACCCGGAUGUAGUUUCGUUUUCGGUGCAGAGUACACAUAUUACAAAGUAAACACAAUGUAAAAACAAUGAUUACGGAGUUAAAGCCGUUCCAAAUCUCCCUCACGUCCCAUGUAACGACUCGUAUUAGUAUGUGGACGUCUCGCCUCAGGAGAAUUGGGCAAACAUGUUCUUCGAAAACGUGCAAUUUGGGUCUACGCGUUACAGAUAACGUCGAGUAACCUCCAGCCAGAGGAAGGAUGGACCCUCGGGGCAGGAGGCACGAGCGGGGCAGCAACUGGACCGAUCAAGAGAUCGUGGAGCUUCUCCAGCUGUGGUCCGACGAGUCCAUCCAGAUAGAACUGGAGAGCUCAUUGCGCAACCAGCGUGUGUUUGACCGCAUCGCGCUCAUUCUGCGCGAAAAGGGCAUCUACCGCACAGGCGACCAGUGCAGGGAGAAGAUAAAAAAGAUGAAACUGGAGUACCGUCGCAUUAAGGACAACCACAAGCUGAGAUCUUGGAAAUUUUACGACGUGAUGGAUCGGGUCAUAGCCAACCGACCGGCUAUCACAUACUCCAGUAUGGGUGGAGCAGUUGUUGCACAGCACGUUUUUCACAGCCCAGGUGGAUGUGACUCGUUCUUGCAGGGGAACUCCUCACUAGGUUCCUUUGGUCCAGCUUCUUCGGGUGGGUUUCUGUUUGGUCAGCCCCCUAAAACCGGAGACCCACUGGAUGUAAAAUGUGAGGCUGUUGAGGAAAGUCUGUUGAACACGGAUGUUGCACAACCAGAUAUCUAUUACAGAUCAGGAGAUGAACAGGAAACUGAUGGACAAUCUUUACUGGGAACAGAGGACACACUGGGUCAAGGAGGCAAUUCUGCUCAUUCAAGAAUUUCACCUUCAGGUUUAACUGACCUGAACAUUGCUGCGUCUGCUUCCCAGUCAGACAAUGUUCCUGUGCCACAUGACACAUCUAAGGAGGGCCUCCGUCCCCUGGCUGCGGUAAGACAGAGGAGGCGUCGUAGAGCAGGCAAAACCGCGUGUGGCCACGGAAGUGGCAAAUGUGGCAGCCAGGGGCCCCUCGACAAAGCUCUCGCCAGCUUCCUCAUGUGGCAGCGAUGCGCAGAAGAUCGCCUCCUCUCCCUGGAGGAGGCACGGCUAGAGAAAGAGUUGCAAGCUGAUGAGCGGCGACAGCAGCAAGAAGAGAGGAGAGUGGAACAGGAGCGCCAGCAUGAGCUGCGCCUGUUCAACAUGCUUACUGGGGCAUUAACCGCAGUCAGACAGGGUGCUGUGACCACAGGAUCAGCACCCAGUAACACUCCUGUCUCCCUGGUAGAUCAUCAGUCAACUUUACUGACAACAUCAACUGCCUCAUCAGUGCCAUCCUCAUCUCAGCCACAUGCUCAGCUUCCCCCUGGGCACACCGUUUCCACUAAGGGGACAAUAAACUCGGGGCUGCACCCAUCAGUCAAGGCCUGCACACCAUCUGAGAGUGCUCUGGCAACUGUGAGAGGUGCAAAGUCUACUGAGCCCAGCAUGUACCUGUCCAGCCGUGGUAACAGUAUUCGACAGCAUCAAGCCAUCCUCCAGGAAGGCUUUGCUCAGUAUGCAGCGAACAGAUAUGACGUGGACAACCCUAAUGGUGUCAUCAACAUGGGCACAAGCGAGAACAAGCUCUGCUAUGAUCUUCUUCAUAAAAGGUUGACCCAAUCUGACAUGCUACAUGUUGACCCAGCACUGUUGCAAUAUGGUGACUGGCGGGGACAUGCAUUCCUGAGAGAAGUGGUUGCCAAGUUUCUAACUCACUACUGCCGUUCUCCAAAGUCAUUGAAAGCUGACAAUAUUGUGGUGAUGAAUGGAUGUAGUGCCCUUUUCUCGUGCAUUUCAGCAGUCAUUUGUGACCCAAAAGAUGCCAUUCUCAUUCCUAGCCCUUUCUAUGGUGUUAUUACUGAGGACCUGCAGUUGUACAGUGAUGUCAAGUUGUUUCAUGCCCCUCUUGACUGUGAGGAUAGUAACAAAGAUGGUCGACCUUUUCACCUCACCGUGAGCAAACUGGAAGAAGCUAUACAAAGGGCUAAGCAAGAGGGGGCGAACAUUCGGGCUAUUAUACUGAUGAACCCCCACAAUCCUCUUGCUGAGAUCUACAGCCCAAAGGAGAUGCUUUCCUUCUUGGAGUUUGCCAAAAGAAAUGAGCUCCAUGCCAUCGUAGAUGAAGUUUACAUGCUGACAGUGUUUGAUGAGUCAGUAACAUUUCAUAGUGUCCUCAGUCUGGAUAGUUUGCCCGACCCACAGAGGACACAUAUAAUGUGGGGGCUGAGCAAGGACUUUGCAAUGGCUGGAAACAGAUUAGGCACCCUGUAUACCGAGAACCGAGACCUUGUGGACGCUUUGGCCCAAUUGGGCUCAUUCCAUGGUAUCUCAGGGACAACUCAGCACCAGGUUGCACAACUUCUUCAGGACCGAGAGUGGAUAAGCAAAGAGUUUUUGCCUGAGAAUAGACGCAGAUUGAAAGCUGCUCACCGCUACCUGACAGAUGAGUUGCAGACAAUGGACAUUCACUACCUGGACAGGCCUGCUGCUUUGUAUGUGUGGGCUGACUUCAGGAAGUUUCUCAGACCCCCAUCAUUUGAGGAGGAGUUGUGUAUGUGGCGGUGCUUCCUCAAACACAAAGUGGUAUUGAGCUGUGGGCAAGCCUUCUCCUGCUCUACACCUGGCUGGUUUCGCAUCGUAUUUGCCAACCAGCAGCACCACCUUCAACUUGGACUGAAAAGAAUUAGAGAGGCCUUAAAAGAAAUAAAAGAAAGCAGUGCCAACAGGGAUUCCUACAUUGUCAAAGAAGCCAGUGAAGAGAGGAGACCAGGGAAAGAGUACAGUGCACCUUCAGACAAUGCCACAAUUGAAAAUUCAACAUCACCCCCCCAAAGCAAGUCAGCAGACCAGCUGAAGGAGAAGGCGUGUUCUGUUCCUGACACAAGCGCGCUGGGCCCCGAUGAGUUUGUGUUGCUGGACUGCCAAGCCUCUCAGCCUGCAGAGACCCUUGACUCUCUGAUUGGUACGUUCAAGCAACAAAUCCGCUCCUCUGAUUGGCUGGAAAAAAACACGCCAGAGCAAUCUGCAGGGGAGGACCCAGAGAUUCUUGAUGUGUUUAAAGUCCUGUUGCAACGAGCCAGAAAGUAAGUUAUGGAUAAACAGGCGAAGAUGUGACUGCCAAAUUAGAGCGUGUAGCUCUUAUGAAUCCCUCUUGUCACUUUAUCUACAUGGCAAAAAAGCUGCACCCGACAGGAGGCGGUUGAUUUUUGACAGUCCUUUUUUGGAAAGUUCCCGCUGAGAAAAGGACAAGAAGAACAGGGAAGCUUUGAGACCAGACUUUAUAUCUGUAAUGAUGCCUUAUAGUUUAGUGUUGAUGGGAGACGGGUUUCGCAUUUUUUAAUUCAUCCAUAUUCAUGAUAUAUGUAUGCUAAAUUAAAUGCCAAAUGUAACUGAAUCAAAAUUAUUUAAUUAAUUAUGUGAAUGUUCCUUGUAUGCACUUUAUUAUACAUGUUUUACGUUAUUUAACAAUGUAUUGAUAAUCUUUGCAAUAUAGUUAUACAAUAUAUUUUAUGUACAAAAGUAUUAAAUUGGCACUAAGCAGGCCCAAAAAAUGUCAUGUAAAUUUGACACACCACAGAGAAGAGUAAUGUUAACAAACAUGCCAAAUUUGAAUGAAUUUUAAAAAAUCGCUAAGUGUAUAAAAUGUUUCAAAACUCGAAUAAUAAGGGCCACCUCUCAACUCUCAGACGCUGUGGGCGUGUCGAAUGGAUGCGCCAAAAGGAAUCAAACAUACUAGGGUGUGAUAGCUUAUACAAUGUAAAAUCACAUUAGGAGGCUCAACUUCAAAAUUUAAUGUUUACUGUUGACUAUAAUCAUAAAUAUAACCACACAAGUCAACUUACCCACGUUGUCAGUGACAUAAUGUCACAGCGGAACACGACACCUGACGACAGGGGGACGGUAGGAUAGCUAGACAGUCGGCACUGCCCCAUUCACUAGUAUCAAUUUACCGGUGAUACCAUGUUGUCUCUGGUGAAUGUAGACAAAACUAUCCAUCGUAAAAUGCGCAAUGCAGAAUUGCGUUGAUGUUCAGCACGCCAUCCAUGUGUCUUCAAAAAGUGAAUCCAUCGCUUUUUUAUUCACUAGUAUAAAGUUACCCACAGAGUCAUGUUGUCUCUGUUGAUAGUUUACAAAACUGUCCAUCGUAAAAUGCGCACUGCAUAGUUGCGUUAAGGUUGAGCUCGCCAUCUGCGUGUCUUUAAAAAGCCCAUCAAAAUCUUUAUUUCCUAAUUUUUGGGGAGCUUAAAAAAACGUCACCGAGCUGUUCUAUGAAUUUAGGUAUCCAGUGAAGACGCAUUUUUGGGGUGUAGCCAUCGUUAGCUUGCUAACUACAGGCUGGAGUGGUAAUUGGGGCUUGUUAUGGAAGCUAAGCACAGCUAACACUCAACUGAGCCGCCAAACGAAGCGACGUCACUUUGUCCUUGUAGUGGGGCAAAAAAGUAUUUAGUCAGUCACCAAUUGUGCAAGUUCUCCCACAAGAUGAGAGAGGCCUGUAAUUUUCAUCAUAGGUAUACCUCACCAAUGAGAGACAAAAUGAGAAAAAGAAAAUCCAGGAAAUCACAUUGUCUGAUUUUUAAAGAAAUUAUUAGCAAAUUAAAAUCACAUUGUCAGAUUUUUAAAUAAAUUAUUGGCAAAUUAUGGUGGAAAAUCAGUAUUUCAUCACCGACAAACAAGCAAGAUUUUUGGCUCUCACAAACCUUCAUCUGUAAGAGGCUCCUCGGUCCUCCACUUGUUACCUGUCUUAAUGGCACGUGUUUGAACUCAUCAGUAUAAUAGACACCUGUCCACAACCUCACUCCAAACUCCACUAUGGCCAAGACCAAAGAGCUGUCAAAGGACACCCGAAACAAAAUUGUAGACCUGCACCAGGCUGGGAAGACUGAAUCUGCAAUAAGUAAGCAGCUUGGAGUGAAUAAAUCAACUGUGGGAGCAAUUAUUAGAAAAUAGAAGACACAAAAAACCACUCAUAAGCUCCCUCGAUUUGGGGCUCCACCAAAAGCUCACCCCGUGGGGUCAAAAUGAUCACAAGAAACCGUUCUUGUGAUCAUUUUGACCCCACGGGUUGAGCAAAAAUCCCAGACUCACAUGGGGAGACCUAGUGAAUGACCUGCAGAGAGCUGGGACCAAAGUAACAAAGGCUACCAUCAGUAACACACUACACUGCCAGGGACUCAAAUCCUGCAGUGCCAGAUGUGUCCCCCUGCUUAAACUAGUACAUGUCCAGGCCUGUCUGAAGUUUGCUAGAGAGGAUUUGGAUGAUCCAGAAGAGGAUUAGGAGAAUGUCAUAUGGUCAGUUGGAACCAAAACACAACUUUUUGGUAAAAACUCAACUUGUCGUGUUUGGAGGAGAAAGAAUGCUGAGUUGCAUCCAAAGAACACCAUACCUUCUGUGAAGCAUGGGGGUGGAAACAUGCUUUGGGGGUGUUUUUCUGCAAAGGGACCAGGACGACUGAUCCGUGUAAAGGAAUGAAUGAAUGGGGCCAUGUAUCGUGAGAUUUUGAGUGAAAACCUCCUUCCAUCAGCAAGGGCAUUGAAGAUGAAACGUGGCUGGGUCUUUCAGCAUGACAAUGAUCCCAAACACACCGCCCGGGCAACGAAGGAGUGGCUUCGUAAGAAGCAUUUCAUGUCCUGGAGUGGCCUUGCCAGUCUCCAGAUGUCAACCCCAUAGAAAAUCUUUGGAGGCAGUUGAAGGUCUCUGUGGCCCAGCGAGAGCCCCAAAACAUCAUUGCUCUAGAGGAGAUCUGCAUGGAGGAAUAGGCUAGAAUACCAGCAGCAAUGUGUGAAAACCUUGUGAAGACUUACAGAAAACAUUUGACCUCUGUCAUUGCCAACAAAGGGUCUAUAACAAAGUAUUGAGAUGAACUUUUGUUAUUGACCAAGUACUUCUUUUCCACCAUAAUUUGCUAAUAAUUUCUUUAGAAAUCAGACUAUGUGAUUUUCUGGAUUUUUUCCCCUCAUUUUGUCUCUCAUAGGUGAGAUAUACCUCUGAUGAAAAGUACAGGCCUCUCUCAUCUUUUUAAGUGGGAGAACUUGCACAAUUGGUGGCUGACUAAAUACUUUUUUUCCCCACUGUAUAUAGUGGGUAAGGGAACUCGCACUAGAAACUAUAUGCUCCAGCCCCGUGACGUCACGGGGAUGUGUUUUAGCCCCGCUCACAAAAUCAGGAAAAUUCAAACAAAGAUGCUUAAUCUAUAUCUCAACAAUUCAACACUAUAUUGUUAUGUCUUUGCAUAUGUUUUCAGUACUUCAAACAUAUUUAAAACUAUUUAGAAACAAAACACGGAUAUCUGCUUAGAUUUCCUUUAAGACACCUGCCAUCACCAUUCAGGAAGUGAAUGGAAGAGAAUCAGGGCUUAGCCCCCUUUGCAGUUAUAACAGCUUCACUUUUCUGACUGAUGUUUGUACAGGUAUGUUUGUGUCUAUGAAAAUGUUAAUUGACUCAUCCGGAUCACUAAUGCAAGGUGAGGGGGCCUGACUGUUUCUGUCGUAGUUCUUCCCAAAACUGUUUGAUGAGCUUGAGGCCAGAGCUCUUAGGUUCUUCCACACCAAACUCAUCCAAGCAUGAGUAGACAUUGCUUUGUGUACUGUGGAGGCGAAUAACAAGGAUACCUGCACAUUGUGCUGCGUACGUUUGCACAAACGUCGAUAACUCCAAACUGGGAAUAACCUUUCAUAGAUGGUGGGCCACCGAGAUGUCACGGGAAUAAGCUCCAACUAGGGGAGUUUCCACUCGAAUGGAGGCGGAGUAUGACAAAGGGGUUGAUCUAAAGAAUGAGCGCUGCAAAAAAAUGUGUGAGUCAAGGUAUUGAAUUCUGUACAGUAGAGGUUCAGUCAGAAAGACAUGAUUCAUUAAUUUGACUUUGGACUUUAUUUCUGACAGAUUAAACACAGUGUUCUAUAAACAUGGAGUUGCCAGAAUUAAAGGACACAAUCAGUCGCUUCAGAUUCACACAAUCUUGUGUGGGGCUCAGUGGUUGCCUGUGUGUGUCUUAUGCUGUCUGGACUCCAUUCUGGUUAAAGGAUGGCGGACUCUGGACUGAGUGGAAUAACACAAAGCGUGACAGUGGCAGCGAUGCCGUGAUCUUCAACGCCCUGGAAGCAGAGAGAGUGUUUGGUGUUCUGUCCUUCCUGUUGGCCUUGAGCACAGGGGCUCUCUCGCUGGUCUUUGCCCUCUGCUGGACAUCGGAGACUGUGCGCUCGUACGCCAACACUCGCUCCCUGCUUAUGGCAGGGACGGCUCUCUACCCCACCACCUUGCUUCUCCUCACCAUGUCAUCUACAGGUUUCUUCUUCCUACUCAGCUGGUCCAUUUUCACCCAUCAGCACUCCGAAGAAAUCCACCAGGACCUUUCCAUCCUAGGUUCCUCUUAUUGGCUGGGGGCUUUAGGCUGGAUCCUGCUGUUGGUCGUGGAAAUGAUCAUCUUCCUAGCUGAGCAAGCUAUUGUGCCAGACAUUCUAGAAGACCUGGAGAAAGCAGUGGAGUCAUGGAGGGUCACCUCUCAGAUGAGUCGUAGCUUCAGCGAUGGUUGUCCUCACGAUGCAUUCAGUAAGAGUAAGCUAGCUCCAAACAGGUACAUGUCGUUAACUUGCAUCGGCCACAACACUUGGAAAUGACAGAGAACAUGAGUGGGAUAGUUUCACAUGAACAUGCACAAACCCAAUGGAGAAACCAGUGUCUUAUGAUGAUGCAAGCACAAUGAAAAUUGAGGGUUUUUGAUAAACAGAUAGUUGCUUUGUCUUUCAUGUGAUUUACUUAGAAAAAAAUUAAGGGCCUGAUUUGCUCAAGUUUUGCUCAUGCCAAAACAGGCGCAAACGUGGUUGCUCACACAAACAAAUGUGGAAGCUGAGCUCCUAACUGGAUGCACGCACGAUUGCGCCUGCCAAAUGCACUGAAAUGCCGCAGUUAAUUUUGUGUGUUUUGGGAGAAGUAAUUCCAAAUAGAUUAAUUCCGCAUGCUGACUGUGAUUUAUCAAACCUGAGAUGACUCGUGAUAGCUGAUUUUGCAUCUUUAAAAAUCGCGUCUGAAAGGGAGCUGCAAACGACACAUCUGAGCAUAACCUUCAUGAGAAGGCGCAGGCAAAAUUAGAGGUGGUGGGGAGAACUGAUCUUUUCCGCUUGUGUAAGCAUUUUUGAAAUGCCAGAAACAAAAUUGAUGGUGACAUAUCAUUUAUUCACCCCUUUUUUUUUACAUAAGGGCUUACAAAACCCCUUUCAAGUAUGCAUUUCCUUGUGCCUGGGUCAUUCCAGCACACUUUGGCAAUUUUCUGGUGUCGGCCUCUACCAAAGAAGUUUUUCCUGCUGGUGCUCACCCAAAAUUUAUAUGCAAUGUUAUGCCGAAUGGAUACGGAGGAUCAGUUAAAUUUAACAAAACAUGGCUUUUAAUGGUGUUGCAGGCGACACCAAAAUUAGUGAUAGAGUGAUAGAUUUAAUUUCUGCAACUCAGUAACGUGUUUUUUGUUUGUUUUCCACUAGCAAUUACAUCAUUUUGCACUUGCGGUGCUCUCCCAAAUGUGCCAUCGUGAAUACUAUCAGUGCCAUCUAAAGCACAAAAUCCUUUUUUUUUUUAUAAAUAUGCCAGUCUUCACUUCUUUUACACCUGUUGCCAUCAGUGUGCACAAUCAAUGAGUGAACAUGCAAUUUAGCAACCAUUAUUUGGGAUCCUAGUAAAUGAUCGCAAUGUUAGUACAUCACACACAACGCCCACCAACAGCGCACAGUCUGUUGUAGUGAACACACAAUUUAGUGGCUGCUUUUUGGGAUCUUAUAAUUCAGGCCCUUAAGUGAUUGGCCCCACAGUUGGCUGGUGAGCAGUCCAGCCCAUUUGCCCAAAGUCAACUGGGACAAGCUCCAAUUAACUGAGACUCUAAUGAGGACAAGCACUAUCGAAAAUGGACGGAUGACUCACUCUGAAUGUAUGAAAGAAAUGUAGGAAUAAUGCUUUAUAUAUUGGAAUUUCAAAACAAUUUUUUUUUUCUCGUCAAUGAUGUGUGUCUGUUUGAGUUGUACAAAUGAAUUAUUCUGAUGCUGAAAUAAACAUACAUAAAGCUAUUGUUUCUGCAUAAAGACAUGGUCACGUGAACAUUUUUACAAGAAUAUCAUGAAAGUGUCAUCACUUUGUCAGUACUUUCAAUAGAACAAAAUACUCCUUUUUGUACACGGUCAUACUUUAUUGAGUUAAUUAUUAGGUAUUUUCUUGGCAGCAUGGUGAACGAGUGUUUAGCAAAUCUGCCUUAUAGUUUAGAGGUUUUGAACCUCUGCUCCGCCUUACUGUGUGGAGUUUGCAUGUUCUUCCCCAUGCUUGCGUUGGUUUUCUCCGGGUACUCCGGCUUCCUCCUACAUUAGAAAAACAUGCAUUUUGGGUUCAUUGAGCAAUCUAAAUUGUCCAUUCCUGUGGAUGUGAGUGUGAAUGAUCAUUUGACUGGCAACCACCCCACCCCUCACUUAAAGUCAGCUGGGAUAGGCUUCAGCUCCCCCGUGACCCAAAAAAGACAAAACCCGAGUUUGUCGCUAAAUAUUUCUGAUGUUCAUAGAAAAACAACAUUUUCAUCUUAAUCCACAAAAUGCUUUAAAGUUUUCAUUUGUCUGUUUGCUGUAUCUGGUGUAACAAUGCAUAAUCCCAUCAUCCCAUCAUGAGUUGGAAGUUUGCUGCUAGAAAGUUACAGUUGCCCUGUGUUAGGACCACCAGACAGACAGACAGACUGCCGCCAAAGACAUUACAUUUAAUGUUGUCCCACUUCCACAUGAGGAGAGGUAGCACAGACUUUGGACUGCUUACGCUUGUAUUCUCAAUGUGCCAAAGUGGGGAAAUUAAGAGGGUCUAGCUUUGUUAAUUGGGCGUUAAUCAGGUGAUGCUCUGAUUAAAAGGCAGUUCUGCCCUGUUGGACCCUGCUAAUGAGUUUAUUAUCAAAUCCACAGAGGAUUUUUCUCUCUUAUUUCAAUUUAGCAACAGGGUAGUGCUUAAUUGCUGUGUAAAUGAGGCAAAUGUCCUUGAGGGUCGUCCUGCAUCAGCACUCAAACCACAAAUAGAAUCCCACCUAAAUAUAAAACUAUCCGGUUCACUGUGGAGUGUACUCUUGUGUCCAGCCGUGCCUCUCAGCAUUUGCUGUUGUUUCAGGUCCGCCCACUCCUCUCUAAAAGAAACCUCUUGAAAUCUAAUUUGAUAUCUGAGAGAGCUGCAAACCCACUUUACAUCUCACGUAGAAGUACUUUUCAAAUUGAUUCCUUUUAUUUUACGCUUCUAUUCUCUCUGGAACGUGUGGCAUCUGAUCUGUUGGCAGUACACUGUCUUGAAUAAAUCCUAAUAUCCAGCAACAAACCUUUUGACUUUCUGCUUUCUGUGGGAUCUUUGGGGCCAUUGUUUGAAAAUGACUUUUAAAAAAAGAGUCAAUCUGAAGUGAAAAAACAAAAACAAAACAGACAGUCAGACAUUUAUGCACAAAGGAAGCAAUAACAGAUGAAUGCUUGGCGAUGCUACCAGAGAGAUAUGAGAUUGUGGAUGCUGAUUGUUGAAGGACAUUUGCUAUACAGACAUCAAUCAGAGGACGUCUCCCUGCUUAUAGGCCACUGGCACUUCCUGCAGGCAGCUGGCAGCAUGUGUGGAACACAACCUGUGCUCAGCCACUGCUCUUCAUAUCAAUUAGAGACUUAUUAUCCAGCCAUGUCCUACUAAUUAUGUUACACCACCCCCACAGGAUGAAAGCUUGGUAUGUGCUUGCCGUUCUGCUGCUGCACUAACUGAGUUAAAUAAAUAUACCUCGAAAGCAUUGUCAGAUUUGAGAGAUAAAUUCGAAUUUUUCAGAUCCACUGUCAGAACAAUUUCGUCUUUUGCCUGUUGGUGGUGCUCGUGUAACAUUCAUAGAUAUCUUACUAUGACAUCUGGCUAAGCAAAGCUUGUCUGAUGAGUAAUGCUACAGAACAAAUCUCUGCAGGUAUACAUACAUUUGUAUUUUUUCUUUUUGAAAUGUGCAAAAUUGAACAAAUAUAAAAUACAAAAUAAUAUGUUGAUUGUAUUUUGAGAAGGAAAGGAGGAGUUGCGCAUUUUGGAAGCAAAGUUUAUAACAUAAAAGCAAGACUUUCAUGGUUUUUACAGUUUAAUGUCUUUGUAGUUUACAUUAUUCAGUUUGAACAUUUUCAACUUUUCUCAUAGAUUUGUACAACUGGGUUCAAAGUGAAAACGCUGCGGAAACGAGCAGAACGGAAAGACAGCAGGGGAGUAGGAGACUGAAGAUGAGGGGAGGAGAGAGCAGAGAACAAAGGGAUGGAGGGAGGAUUUUAGACGCCAUAGAAUAGCUUCACACUGUCCCUGAAAUCUGUACAGCAUUGUGAUGAACAUUCUCCCUCGCUCUCUCUCCAUCUCCCUUGUCAUCAUCCCUCUUUAGCCUUGAAACAUCUGAUAUAGUUGUCAUAAGAACAUGGCCACCGCAAUACUGUGUCCUUCACUGCAUUAAGUGGACACUUUUUGAGAAGAUAGGAAUCUUGAUGUGAAAAGUAUAACGAGGCAGGAGGCGAGUAUGCAUUGUGUCCUUCAGUCAUGCUUUUUGCUGUGACUUUAGUUCAUCUCGCUUGUGGAAUCCUCAAUGAGCCAUUGCUCUUUGUGAUAGACACACCACCCAGACCGCCCUGCUGAUUACAUUUGUUCACGAGAACUGACAUUGAGACGAGAUAGACGGAAGGGAAAGGAGUUUCAUUCUUAUUCUGCACUUGAAUUUGACUUGAGAGUACACAAGUCUUUGCAUUGCUCAACUCUUUAUACUGUUUUGUGUGUUAACGUUGCUUUUAUGUCCUUGACUUAUUAUUGAAUCGUCACAUACACUGUCAUUUCCCACUGGGUCCUUUGCUCGUGUAAGUGGUGUCGUCUCAGACAUCCAAGUCCAAACAAUGACGCUGUAGUCCCAUUCCAGCCUCGCUCUACUCAACCUUGGCAAACUGUAGCCGUUCCAUUUUCUUAUCUAUGUGUGACCAAGAAAAUUAAUAUAUAAUCACUACCUGCCAGUUUCUUUAACAAUGUGCCUCUGUUUUGCAUAUAGAGUGUACCAGCUUAGGAGACACACGUUUUGAGGUUACUUAUUGGCUUAUUUGCAAUAAUGGGCUCAGCUCCACAAGAAUAGUUACACGUAACGUCUCAUAAUGGCAUGAAGAGGUGGAAUGAGGGAGUAAUAAUAAUAAUAAUAAUAAUAAUAAACAUGCCUCAGCCAUCUUGGGGACUUUACUAAAUUUUAACAGAUAAUUUUCAAAAAUACAGCAUUACAGUAAAACUAAAGAAACCCAACUUCAAAAGAGGCAUCUUAAUAAUCUCUCUGAAACUACAAUACAUUGGUAUUUUCAAAAGAAAACCCCCAAAUAAAUGAACCCAAGUCAAGGAUGUGAUCCAAUUCAGGCAGUUUCAGAAUUGUCAUUCAUUUUACCCAAUAGUUUGGGCACAGCAUCACUGACUUCCUCCCCAUACCUUUUGUAGGUGGUGUUGUCUUCAGCCCAAAUCAAUAGUGCACACGACAGACCAUCUGACUGAAUAAACAAUCCCCAUCUCUCAUCUCUUUCCCCCUCGAUUGCUCCAGCAGAUCUUUCACUAAAAGGGAAGGGAUGAAAAUCAUUGCAUAUCAGAGUCAUGUGGGAGCAAGCUGAUGAAGCUAGAGUGGGUAUGAAUAGAAGAAUAGUGGUUAUUAUGACACACCAUACUUGCUUCCUUCCUCCUUAUUCGGGAUACAGAGUCUGCUGUACUUGCUGUGCAUAAACUGAUCUGCAAAUGCAGAACUGUAUAAAUAUCUCUAAAGAUAUCUGGCCCAAAGUGUCAGUGCUACCCUGAGUCCAGCCUGUGUGUGUGUGUGUUUGUGUGUGUGUGUGUGUCAUGAGUGCUUUGCAGGGUUGACGUGUUGGAGUCUAGCAGCUGCACCUUGUCAUCCCAAUUACACCUGACUGCUCUUAAGACGCUGUGGGACUCCAACUCAUCGCCAGACUAUCAACGCUCUACGUCGAGUUCGUAGCCUAGCCACCUUGCUUAUCUUUUUGCUUCCUGAAGACCUCUCUGCCAUCUGCUCCCUGCAAACCAGUGCUUACCGAGACAAGUCGAGACCGAGACAAGACCAAGAUCGACACAAACCGAGACUGUGACAAGCCCAAGACAAUGAAAAUCAGUUUUAAACUUGUAUAAAUACAUUUGACAGUCAAAAACUCGCUUUUUGCAGCUGGACGUUGAUGUUGACAAAAUUGAUGGCAGCAUUAGUAGCUGUGCGUGUUUUCAUGUGAGUCGGUGAGUGUAAAGCUAGUUUACGAGAGCUGCUAACGGUACAAAGAGUGGAAAAAAAUAGCCAGUUCCGUUGAUUUGACAUCCAGCCAAAGUAUAAUAUACUUUGUGCAUUUCUGUUAAAUACUGUAAAGCCAAUUUAAGGUGGAAUUAAAACCUCUUUCCUGAAAUAUUCAUCUCAGAAAGACAAAAUUAGGUUUCCUGGUGUUAAGGUUAAAAUUAGCUUACCUCUGUUUAUGUUUUGUUUCGAGAUGCUGGCUAACGUUCAAUGUUGUCCCCGCUGUUGCAGUAAGCUGAAGACGGUACUUUCGUACUUACGUCACAACACCGCAAAGGUUGCAGUCAUUACGGGGGUGGUGGGGUGUAAGUAGCACAUGAAUAGCAGGAAUUGUUGUUUUACCAAGUGCUUUUCCUUAUUAUCACAUUAAUGAAGUUGAAGAAUAGCAAAUCAGGGCUGGUCUCAACUGGUCUUGAUAGAAAAUCCUGAGUUCGGCCAGUCUGAGACCAAAACAAGACCAAAACCUUUGGAAGUCAAGUCCGAGACAAUACCAAGAACUUCAUAAUGUGGUCUUGAGUCUGGUCUCGAGACAGGUCUCCAUACAUCCAUUUUCUCCCUUUACCAUGCUCGGGCUCUGGAACCUCUUCAUGACUGACUGAGAGGCGUGGACGUAGUGAUCGCCAGUCAAUCACAUCGAACAAUUACUUCAAUUACUUAAGUGUCUGCCUGUGAGCACUGUCUUUACCGUCAUCCUCACAAUCAACAGGUUGCACCGAGAGGCCAGGCCAGAGCAAUAAUGGUUCUCUGCUGGAUUGUAAUUUUCAUUACCAUGACUAGAUGAUAAAUACUCAACCACUUGGGCUUUGGCUCUAAUAGUCAUUUCUCUCUCAAACCACAAUGCCUGCCCUAUAUAAACAACCUUCCUUACCUUUAUCUACCAAGCAAACAAACGUCCUUCGUAGUCUCUCCCUUCCUCUGAAAUAAUUACCUUAUGUCUGUAAACUGGGCUUUCGACUCGUCACUCUCAACCAGUAUUGCAUCUGAAUGUAUUACUUUGUCCAUUGCUCUGAGCAGCACUACCACAGAAAGGGCAUAGCUGUCCUGGUAUUUGUUAUAAUUAGUUUUUAGUUAUAAAGACAAGAAAACAAUAAGAGGUUCUACUUGCAGAACGGAUCUUUUUGUGUUUGGUAGAAAUUUAAAAUCAGGUGCAUUUCCCACUCCUUCACACAUAAUUGAACCAAUUUUUCUAUCUGCAUAGCUCCCUUGCGGCCACGAUGUGCUCAUUACACAGAGGGAGCAGGCCUGAUAGAGGGAGCGACAAGGCAAGACUGACCAGUUAAGAUUGUACUGAACGUAUUUUUUUUUUUUUUUUUUUUUUUUAAUUCCUUUUGUUCAAGAAAUGUAUAGCUGUUACACAAAUACUGAAGUGCACAUACAGUAUUCCCGUCAAAGACGGGAAGUGAACAUUUGAAAUAUUGAUUGGUUGUUUACAAGUUACUAUUCCUCAGCUGACAGACCUUCUGUGUAAACCUACAUCAGACAGUUUGGAAAAGAGGGUGAAUACUUGGUUAAACACAAGCCAAAUGCAGUUUAGUGGGUUUUUACUCGACUGGAAGUCUCCAAGCAACAGGAGGAUUGUUCUCCAAUUAGGGAUAUCGCCAUUUAAUUAAACACGGAAUACACAAAAGAAGUGCAUUGCUAUUUUGAUUAAAAACACUGAUCCUGA
This is a messenger RNA of Phyllopteryx taeniolatus (common seadragon), 15071 nucleotides long. It is a transcript of the gene accs, whose product is annotated as 1-aminocyclopropane-1-carboxylate synthase homolog (Arabidopsis)(non-functional). The transcript is spliced from 21 exons. The coding region runs from base 279 to 3194 and encodes 971 amino acids. Gene Ontology annotation, molecular function: pyridoxal phosphate binding; transaminase activity. The record is from RefSeq and is a predicted model, not a curated record. Gene Ontology annotation, biological process: biosynthetic process; amino acid metabolic process. Lineage: Eukaryota; Metazoa; Chordata; Actinopteri; Syngnathiformes; Syngnathidae.